AUGCCGCUAAGACUAUUUCUGCUCUUUCUUUUCCUUAAUUAUGCAGUUUCCGGAAAUUACCUAACCAACAGCAAAUUGCCGCCACUCUGCCAAGGGCAGGGCGAUUGCCAGACCAACUUCUACUGCGCGCAGCAAAUCGUCUACGGUCGGUGCAGUCUGGCAAAUCAUAUGGAACGUUGUGCGGAUGGGUUUUUCUGCUGUGCCCACGCCAUUAUCGGGUUUUGCGCUCGGAAUGGGGAACGCGAAUGUUUG
This is a messenger RNA of Mesorhabditis spiculigera, 252 nucleotides long. The record is from the annotation of a GenBank genome assembly. Lineage: Eukaryota; Metazoa; Nematoda; Chromadorea; Rhabditida; Rhabditidae.